This is a messenger RNA of Physeter macrocephalus (sperm whale), 1509 nucleotides long. RefSeq names its product interferon induced protein 35 (gene IFI35). The transcript is spliced from 6 exons. NCBI's taxonomy places the organism in Eukaryota, Metazoa, Chordata, Mammalia, Artiodactyla, Physeteridae. The record is from RefSeq and is a predicted model, not a curated record. Gene Ontology annotation, cellular component: nucleus. Bases 282 to 1472 code for a protein of 396 amino acids.
AGUUUGUAGUUGCUUGUGGGGGUAACUUCCCCUGAGGCCUCACAGCUGGGGGAAGUUCAAAGACCAGGAAGCCACCCAGGGGUGGAGUACGGAAGGGCAGGGACUUUACUGAAAUGAAAGUGAAAGCAAAGAGCCUGCAUAAGAACCAGAAGAAGUGUCUUUCAAGCUCUGCUGGGGAGACCAAAACUCCUCAAAGUGCAAGCAAGACUAGUUGCAUUGGACCCUGCCACUUUGUGCCAGCUCUGAAGCCUCAGCCCUUGCUAACUGGACCUUAGACCGUGAUGGCCCUCCAAGCCCUUCAGGAGGAACAGGCCAAACUAAAGACCAGGCUACAGGAGCUGAAAAGGAAGCUCAGGGACAACCCCCAAGACAAGGUCCCAUUCCCAGUGCCUGAGGCCACCCUAGUGUUCCGAGGAGACAUUCAGCAGGGCAAGGAAACGGCCAAGUCUGUGGUUUCUCACCUGCGGAUCUGUUACCCUCUGCCUGGAGGCUCUGCUCUGGUCACCUUUGAUGACCCCAAUGUGGCCAAGCAGGUGCUGCAGCAAACGGAGCACACGAUCAAUGUGGAAGGGUUCCGACUGCGGGUGCAGGUCCAGCCCUUGGAGCUGCCCAUGCUGACCACCAUCCAGGUGUCCAGCCAGAUGAAUGAACAGAGAGUACUGGUCAGUGGGUUUCCUGCCGGGCUUAAGCUAAGCGAGGAGGAGCUGCUGGACAAGUUGGAGAUCUUCUUUGGCAAGAGCAAGAACGGGGGUGGCGACGUGGAGACGCGGGAACUGCUGCAAGGCAGCGUCAUGCUGGGCUUCGCUAAGGAUACGGUGGCCCAGCACCUGUGCCAGACGGGCCAGUUCACAGUGCCACUGGGUAAGCAGCAGUUCCCUCUGAGAGUCUCUCCCUACAUGAGUGGAAAGAUCCAGAAGGCUGAGGUAAGUGGGAAGGUGGAAGAUGGGGACUGGACCCGGUCACCUGUCUGCCUGCCAGAAACUUGCCCAGGGAAGGAUCACAGCCCCGAAACCCCACUGACCUACCCACUGCCAACCUCUCCAGGCCUCCUGCCCCCUCCCAUACUCCCACGGUCGCCACCUGCCCCGACCUCUGCCGCCCCCGGCCCCCCAGCCCAACCUGCACGAGCCCCUGCCCAGCUCCCGGCUCCUUUUCCAGGUCAGCUCCCUGCCAGUGCCCCACUCGGCGCUGGUGCUCAACAUUCCCGAUGUCCUGGAUGGCCCGGAGCUACAAGACGUGCUGGAGAUCCACUUCCAGAAGCCCACCCAUGGGGGCGGGGAGGUGGAAGCCGUGACAGUCAUGCCCCUGGGACAGCAGGGCCUGGCGGUCUUCACUGCCAAGUUGGGCUAGGAGCCUGCCCCGCUCAUCACCCCCGCCCCUCUGCCAGGGUUCUCAAACCAGGCUGGGGCUGGACACACACACAGGAGAGAGAGAUCAUGCCGGUCAACGGCAGGAGGGACUGCGAAUUGUGAAACGCUGCCCUGAGAACAGUAAAAGCGCCUGCAUUGC